AUGGAAAAAUCUCUUCCAGAUAUCCUAGCAGCAUCCUUUGCCAAGAUACCUCAGCGAGACCAACCUAUUCACCCGAUCGAAAGAAAUUACAACGCCCGCUCAGAAUUACCAAGCGAUGUUUACGAUUACUUAGGUAACGUACCAUACUUACGAGGAUCAGAAGACUAUAUCAAACUACCCAAAGAACUAUUGGAGAAAUGGUUUGCACACACUCACCCGACCAGCAAAACUAGAAACAAAGAAAAUGUGGAUGCUACUGAAACGUCUGAAGAUGUAGGAAAAAAUCCAGCUGAUUCAAGCGGUGACGUUAAAAACUAUAACGAACCUAAUACGAAAGACGAUGAUGAUGUGAUAAAAAGCAUAAAAAGACCGCAGAUAAAUGAGAAUUUAAAUAAAAGAGGCAGCGAGUUGGCUGUUAAACAGAAACUUUUUGGACUUAUAAAAAAUGUGAAGAAUUCUAUUGAUACCAAAACGGCGCCGAUACAAAUCGUCCAUGACGCGUACAAAGCGAAUAGAUUAUACAAAAUUGGUUAUUUGGUCAGCAAUAUUAACAGGACACAGGAUAGCUUGACAGAGUUUUAUAAGCACAUUGAGAAGAAUGUACAUUCUUGGGACGUGUUGAAAACAUUGAAUGCUUAUGAUCAAGUUAAAACUGCCGAUGAGUUCCUGUCAAAAGCCCUUUACAUCCUCAAUUUUGUUGGUGCACCCAGCGCUAGGUACAAAAUGAACGACAUCAAACCUCGGGACGUUGGCACCCAGAUCACGCGUGAUUCGAAAGACGUACACUCCAGCCUAGCAUGGUCUUAUUAUGAUGAUACUUUAUAGUAUAGCGUGAUAUACUUAACGCCAUUAAAUA
Molecule: messenger RNA, 856 nt
Organism: Amyelois transitella
Lineage: Eukaryota; Metazoa; Arthropoda; Insecta; Lepidoptera; Pyralidae
Exons: 5
Coding region: 1-825 (274 amino acids)
Source: RefSeq, a predicted model, not a curated record